Molecule: messenger RNA, 1362 nt
Organism: Microplitis demolitor
Lineage: Eukaryota; Metazoa; Arthropoda; Insecta; Hymenoptera; Braconidae
Exons: 5
Coding region: 632-1231 (199 amino acids)
Source: RefSeq, a predicted model, not a curated record
UAGACUUCUUUAUACUUAUAAAAUUCUCUCAUUAAAUUAAACUUCUCGUCACUUAUUUUUUAUAACUCAACAAAAAAACAAUUAUUACAUCUUUUUAUCGAUUAUCAGUUCUGAACUCUACAACUCUAGCAAAAACAACACUUAUAGAUAACCAAACAUUUUUUGAUUAAUUAUGGGGAAAUUAUAUCUAUUGUUCGGACCUCGUUCUUACAAUAAUUUGAACUACGUAUCAAUGUAACAUUUUUUUUAAACAACUAGUGUCUGUCGGAUUGGCUUAAAUUACUACCAAAAUUCAUUUACAAAAUUUUUUUACCGUCAAAAAUAAUAAAGUAUUGCACUGGAUUAUUUUUAACUGCAUACAUUCAUUUUGUGUGGAAAAUUGGACUUAAUCUGAAGAGCCAACGGUAUUUAUAUAAAAGAUAUAAUCAAAUAUUUGAUAAUUUAAAAAACUUAUAAUUUAUAAAAUAAAUAAUUAUCAAUGCCACUAAAUUUUUCGUUGCGUCACGCAUAUCUUGAGUCUGAAACAGACAGUGUUUUACCAAUGGCUCCAAAUAUCUAUAUUAUAACUCCAAUACAACAUAUUCAUUUCAAUUAAAUCGAUUACGUCUUAAUAAACAAAAAAAAAUCUACAAUGGAUGAUAGUAUCAACACUUAUGCAUAUCGAGAGCAAGAAUGUGCUGGCCGGUCAUUGGCAACACUUUUGAUAUCAUGGGUCGCAGUUGCAAUGUUGGGAGCUAUUCUUCUACGGUGGGAACACAUGUGGAUAGCGUUAACAGUAUUGACAUUAUUAUUUCUGAUGAUGUGUGCGUAUGCAAUUAAAUUGAAACGACAGACUCCUGGUGAAAUUGUUGGAGAAGAUAGAUGUUAUGUACAUAGUAAUAAUAGUAAUAAUGAUAUUAGUAACAGUAGAAAUAUUCAAACGGUUUCCGGAUCAGUGGACAACUUUACCGAGAUAAUACAACCACCAGCUUAUCAACAGUACUGGAUUAACGAUUUACCACCAUCAUAUUCCGCAGCCAUUGGCACAGAACUACCAAUCGAAAUAACGAGAACUUCUCUACCAAUAUUAGAUGAUAAUUACGCAACAAUAACAUCAAAUCCACCGGCCUACUGUACAGUCAUUCAAUUAGACUCUAUAGGGACUCACACGAUUGACGGUAAUGAGCAACAAUUGGUUGACAGUGUGCUGCCACCUUUGGCGCGAAAUUUGAAUAGCGACUCGAAAUUUUAACUAAAAUCGUAUGAUAAGAAAAAUUAAAAUUAAAAAUUAUCUACAGUAUUUCAUUAAUUGUAAAUAACAAUCAGUCUUAUAAAAAUUUAUAUAUAUAUAUGUAUUCAUCAAAAGUAAAUAUAAUAUGAACA